Molecule: messenger RNA, 1281 nt
Organism: Neurospora tetrasperma FGSC 2508
Lineage: Eukaryota; Fungi; Ascomycota; Sordariomycetes; Sordariales; Sordariaceae
Exons: 6
Coding region: 36-908 (290 amino acids)
Biological process (GO): triglyceride catabolic process; phosphatidic acid biosynthetic process
Cellular component (GO): endoplasmic reticulum; lipid droplet
Molecular function (GO): acylglycerone-phosphate reductase (NADP+) activity; triacylglycerol lipase activity
Source: RefSeq, a predicted model, not a curated record
CCAGCACUCGACGAUCAUCACUGAGCAAGUCCAAGAUGGCGCCUCAGUCAACAAAAUUUGCCCUGAUCACAGGGUGCGGUGCCGGUGGCAUUGGAGAGGCCCUUAUCCUAGAAUACCAGCGCCGCGGCAUCCACCCUAUCGCCACACUCCUCCCCUUCGAGUCGAGCGAGCAUCUUGACAAAGCUGGCAUUACUUGGUUCAAACUGGAUGUUACCAACGAGGAGUCCGUUGUUCAGUUGAAGAAGGAUGUUUCUGAGCUGACCAAAGGCCGCUUGGAUUUCCUUGUUAACAAUGCCGGCAUUUGCUACACAAUGACAGCCAUUGACACGGAUGUCAAAUCUGUUCAACGCAUGUUUGAUGUCAACCUGUUUGGGCCCAUGCGAAUGGUGCAUCAUUUCCAUGAUAUGCUAAUCGCGUCCUCUGGCAUCAUUGUUAACAUCGGCUCCAUUGGCGGUGUUGUGCCGUUCGUUUAUGGCUCAUCCUACAACGCCUCCAAGGCAGCUUUCGCGCACUGGGGUAACAGUUUGCGCGUCGAGCUUGCACCGCUCGGCGUCAGAGUUCUCGUGAUCAUCUCCGGAGAAGUCGGUACCAACAUCCUAAAGAACGAUCACGGAAGGACCCUGCCCGAGGGGUCAUACUACUCUCCAAUGGCCGAAGAGUUCAAGAACCACGUCCACAGGACGCCCGAUGCUGCCACCGAUCGCUUUGUCUACGCCAAGAACGUCGUUGGCGAGUCCCUCAAAAAGUCCCCCACAACAUGGUUCUGGACAGGGAGCUACUCGGGCGUUAUUCGCUUUUUGCAUACCUUCUUCCCCAAGACAGUGUUCGAUCGCUGGUUCUCGAGCUUGUUUAACCUGGCUAAGCUGAAAGAAGCGCAUGAUGCGGCGAUGAAGAAGAAGGUGGCUUGAUUUUCAUCCUUCUCUUCCCCACCGGCAUUCGUGAGGAGUGGGAUAUUGGUAGUCAUGGUCUUUUACCAUGUGCUUGAUAAGGGAUUCGACAAUAGCUCGAAUGUACCAUUGCGCAAGGAUGAAGAUGUUCUAGAUCGUGCUUUGACUAUAUCGUUUAUCCCGCCUCAUGUUCAGUUCUGAUUGUCCAAGUUUCUGUUUCCAUUUUGUGCAUAUUCCCAGGCUUUUCUGGUGUUGGUCAAUAGAAGGGGCAUCAUUCUUUAUAUCCUCCCCCUUUUUAACGUACCGAUUUCUGAAGCUGCCAAUGUUUUUAUAUCCUGACCGUUCGGCAAGGGUAAAGGAGUUUUACGAUCCUGAGCCGGUUUUGGGGCCUGAG